GGUCAAAGUAAAAGGCGGGACUUUGUCUAGAGAUAAACGAAAUGGCUAACAUAAGCUGCAAUAAACAGCUUAAAAAAAUAUGGAUUGCUCUGAAGAGGCUUGAUCAAAACGACGAAAGAGUAAUUGCUUUAAGAGAAGUCAGUAUAACCAGGGAUGCAGAGGUGACCACGGUUAAAGAAGUUAUAACACAUUCUUUUGGACUGGCUUCCCAUGUCACAUUGAAGAUAAGAAAUAGCCAUGGAUCCCUAAUUCCUUUAAACAACUCUCUACCUGGCAGCACUAAACAAAGGCCUCAUGUUUUGGAAGUUGCUAAGACCUUCCAGCAUGUUACUCCAAGGCCCCGGGUUGUUGCCAUGAGACUUCAGAGUGUUGUGAGGAGGAUUGAGCGUCUUGAAGAACUUCUUCCUCGGAUUAAACUGCAGCAUCAUGAAAAGAUGAAUAAGGACAUUGAAUUGCUGAACCAAAAGUUGGUAUUUCUUCAUAAAAGAAUGAAGAUGGCAGAUUCGCACUGCUGGAAAGGGAGACUCAUAAGGCCUCCUCUGUGGUAGCCAUGGCACCGGAUAUGUUUACAGUUAAUCCCUCAGGAGCUGUUAUGAGUAGAGGCAAGGGCCUUUAUAAGUGUGUUUGGGCAUCAAACCCAGUGUGUUGUGUUCUUGAGAUGGAUGCAUAGUUUAAAUGGCCAAUUAGAGUAUGUUCUUCUGCAUUACAUCAAGAGAGAAUAAUGCAUUUUAUUGUAUUUAUUUAUUUGUGAUGUUAUACACAUGAUUUGGACAUGUAUAGAUUUUUAUUUAAGACUUACAGGUGAAUUAUGUAUUAAAAUCAUUUGACAUA
This is a messenger RNA of Alosa alosa (allis shad), 831 nucleotides long. RefSeq lists its product as uncharacterized. Bases 42 to 548 code for a protein of 168 amino acids. The transcript has 9 exons. The record is from RefSeq and is a predicted model, not a curated record. NCBI's taxonomy places the organism in Eukaryota, Metazoa, Chordata, Actinopteri, Clupeiformes, Clupeidae.